Paramecium pentaurelia is the source of this 1654-nucleotide messenger RNA. The record is from the annotation of a GenBank genome assembly. NCBI's taxonomy places the organism in Eukaryota, Ciliophora, Oligohymenophorea, Peniculida, Parameciidae.
UAUGUAAAAUAAGCCUUCAUAAGAUGCAUUUGAUGAAGUUUAAGGAUCAUUUUAAAUGGAUGAUCAAUUUAAUGUAUAGGAAGGAUAUAGAAAUUCAUUUGAUGAAAUUCCUGUCAAUUAACUAAGGUAUUACUUCUUUAUUUAUAAUUAAUAGUGGUGAUGAAGCUUUAGAGAAGAGUUUUAUGUAAUCUACAGCGCAAUCAUCAAUAUGGUAAAAAAGGGGAUAGAAAACAUCAAUUCCUAUGACAUCAGUAAUUAUAAUGAAGAGUAUGGUGGGAGUAGGAAUAUUAGGAAUAGUAUUAAUUGAAUAUAAUUUAGCCUUAUGUAGCAUCAAAUUUUGGAGCAAUAUUAACAAUUCUAAUUCUAAUGAUAAUAUUUAAUAUUGGAAUCCUUUCUUCAAAUUUAUUGCUUAAAUCUAAGAAUUUAUCCAAAAGAAGUAACUUUUCAACUAUUGGAUUUUACAUAUUCAAACAUAAAUGGAUUAUAAUAGUAGUGAAUGUGAUGAUUAUUUUAUCAAAUUUGGGAGUAUGUUUAAGUGAAUUAAUGUAACAAAAAUAUAUAUAUUUAGUAUUUUCGGAGAUACAGUAAGCAAUCUUAUAAAUUAUUUUACUGAUAAAAGUACAGAAGAUUAACCAUUCUAUUUAACAAGACCAAUUUUUUUAAUAGUGUUAAGUAUAAUCUUACUUCCUUUUUUGAUUGUAAAAUCAAUAGAGAAGUUAAGAUUUGUAAGCUUAUUUGCUAUUUUAUCAAUCAGUUCUUUUUCAUGUCUUGUAAUCUAUAAUUUUUUUUAAAUUGAUAAAACAAAUAGUCAAUUCUCAUGGUGGAUUCCAGAUGAUUUUGAAAUAAAAAGAGCCUUAGCAUCUAUGCCAACAUUAAUAUUAGCAUUUAAUUGGCAAUUUAAUUUAUUUCCUAUAUAUAAAGGAAUGGCGCAACCUACUGAUUCAAAUUUACUCAUUUCUACAAUAUUCGGAUUUUGUUAAGGAUCUAUAUUAUAUUUAAUAGUUGGAUUACUUGGAUAUGCAAGCUAUGGAAAAAAUGUAACAAAAAAUUUAUUAUUUAAAUAUAGAUAGAACCAAACUUUUUAUUAAGUAUUAAUGAAAAAGAUGUUGGAGCUGUUUUAUUUGUUAUUUUGAAUUUAUCUUUUGUAUUUUCUACAACUCUUACAUUACCAGUCAUAUUUUUUGGAGGUAGAAAUAAUUUUAUAUAGAUGAUUAAACAAUUCACUGUAAUAAAUUAAUAAUUAUAUUAUUAGGAAAAUAAAAAAGUUAAUAUUUUGGCCAAAAAGAAAUUACUAGAUUCUUCUUAAUAAAAUGAAUAGUAUUACAAAGAUCUUUUGUAAUUUCGAAAAAAAUCUUAAGCCAUUCGAUUUUAUGGAAUCAGCAUUUUGUUAUUCAUAUUAUUAGCGAUUGGAGCAGUUUUCAUACAAAAUUUAGGAACUGUCUAUAAUUUAUUAGGAGCAAUCGCUUGUAAUGCAAUUUAAUUGGGAUUACCUACUUUGUUUUAUGUAUUCUUAGUAAAGCAAGUGAAAAAAAUGAAAUUCCGUAAUAAAUUAAAUAGAUUAUUUUAUUUUUUCGUAUGUGGUUUAUUGUGUGUAAGCAUUAUUCUGACAUUCUUAUGUGUAACAUGUGAAUUUAUUCAACCAGAAAAAGCAUGA